Molecule: messenger RNA, 7110 nt
Organism: Mytilus californianus (California mussel)
Lineage: Eukaryota; Metazoa; Mollusca; Bivalvia; Mytilida; Mytilidae
Product: xanthine dehydrogenase/oxidase-like
Exons: 33
Coding region: 145-4080 (1311 amino acids)
Molecular function (GO): 2 iron, 2 sulfur cluster binding; FAD binding; iron ion binding
Source: RefSeq, a predicted model, not a curated record
GUGGUUGUCGGAACUUGCCAUUAUCAGAGAUCAGAGGUCAAUAUUCAGGACAUUUACGUAAAAACAAUUGAAAGUCUACUUAGCUGAUGUGCUAUAAAAAGUAGAAGACACAGAAAAGAAGGAGACGACGAAAAUACGGUGAACAUGGGAAAACAUUCUCUUGUCUUCUUCAUAAAUGGAAGAAAGGUGGAAGAGGAGUCUCCUAGUCCAGAAACAACAUUACUACAGUAUCUCAGAAGAGUUUUAUUUUUACCUGGAACAAAAGGAGCCUGUGAACAAGGAGGAUGUGGAGCUUGUACAGUAAUGAUAUCUCAGAAGAUAGACAACAAAUUAGUCCAUUUCUGUGCCAAUGCUUGCUUGAUACCAAUAUGUUAUUUACAUGGUAUGGCUGUGACAACAGUAGAAGGUGUGGGAGGUACAGAAAAGGGACUACAUCCUGUUCAGAGAAGUUUGGUGGAUUCACAUGGACUACAGUGUGGAUUCUGUACACCAGGGAUGGUGAUGACAAUGUACACAUUAUUCCACAAUGUACCACAGCCUACAGCUGACCAGAUGGAGAGAGCUCUUGAAGGUAAUCUAUGUAGAUGUACAGGAUACAGACCAAUUGUUGAUGCUUUUAAGCAGGCCUCAAAGGCAUGUCCAUGUGGCUUAGGACUAUGUCAGCAGUCAGAUUCAACAGAUUCAAGCAUUGAUGCACCUACAAUUACAGAACAAAAGGGAGAUCCAUCACAGAGUUUUAUAUUCCCUCCAGAACUACAGGUAAAAGAAGAAUACAGAAAAUCUUCAGUUCUGUUCACCAAGGGGGACUACUCAUGGUACAGACCUGCUUCCCUGUCUGACUUGUUACAGAUCAAGCAGCAAAAUCCUGAUGCUUGUCUUCUGAUGGGAUGCACUUCAGUUGGGUUUUUGCUGAGAACAGGACAGAUGAAAUCAAAAACCAUCAUUUGUGGAUCAAAUGUUCCUGAACUUUCUACAGUAGAGGUGACAGAUACAGACUUUGUCAUAGGAUCUGCUGUUACCAUGAGAAGUCUAGAGCAAGCUCUUAAUGAUAAGGCCAAGGGUGUCAAUGAGAACCAGUUAAGAACUUUUGAUGCUUUACAAGAUGGUUUAAGAUGGAUUGGUGCUGAUCAGAUCAGAAAUAUGGCUACAAUUGGAGGACAUAUCAUGAGCCAGGCUCCUAACCAUGAUUUACAGACACUACUUAUGGCCAUGGGCGCACAACUUAACUUUUUGUAUCUUGAUAAAAAUAAGACACAGAAAAGUCUAAGCUGUAAAUUUGAUGAUACUUUCCUAAAGAAUGGACCUGGAAGAUUUGGAACAGCAGAAAUAAUGACAUCCAUCAGUAUUCCUUUGACAUCUAAGGAAGACUAUGUGAGUUUUUUUAAACAACCAGGAAGGAGAGGAUUUGACUAUGCAGUGUUGAAUGCUGGGAUGUUUAUACAGUUUAAACCGGACAGUCAUAUGGUUAAGCAGGCCAGAAUAUGUUUUGGAAAUAUUGAUAAAAAGCCUGUUUUUGUCAAGUCAGCUGAAUCAGAAUUACAAGGAAAAAAAUGGGAAGAUAUAGACUUCAGUUCUGUGACUGACAAGUUAAUCACAGAGUUAUCCAACAUAGAGAAAGGGGAAGAUUUAAAGUUCAAAACAACAUUAGCUGCUAGUUUUCUGUAUAAAUUUUAUCUACAGAUGAACAAAAGUUUGAAGAUACAAGACAAAGAUUUAAGGGAAAGUAGUGCUGCAGACAAGCUUGAGAUAAACCCAUCUACUGGCAUCCAAAUCUAUGACGUUCCUGAUGAUGAUGGUAAACAUGUUGUUUGGAAACCAGUGCCUAAUGUUGGAUCAGAAUGCAUUGUUACAGGAGAAGCUGUAUUUAUUGAUGAUAUGCCUAAGUUCAGUAAUGAACUAUAUGCUGCAGUUGUUACCAGUACAAGAGCACAUGCUAAAAUAUUGAAAGUUGAUACAUCAGAAGCCUUAGCUGUGCCAGGAGUAGUAGACUAUAUUUGUCAAAAAGAUAUUCCAGGGACUAAUAAAUUUGGGCUAAUGGUACAUGAUAUGACACUCUUUGCUGAAGAGGAAGUGUUGCAUUAUGGUCAGAUAAUUGGAGCAGUAUUGGCCAACACCCGAGAGAUAGCUAGCAAGGCAGCCAAACUUGUCAAGAUUGAUUAUGAGGAUUUAGAGGCUAUUUAUACAAUUGAUGAAGCCAUUGAAAAGAAAUCUUUUUAUGAGCUUGGUUUAACUCUUGAUGAAGGUGACAUGGACAAGGCCAUCAAUGAAGCAGCAGAAAUAGUGUGUGGAGAAGUAGAAAGCCAUGCUCAGGAACAUCUCUACCUGGAACCACAGACAGCUCUAGUCGUACCUAAAAUUGAACAGAGAGAGCUGGAUAUAUACUCUUCUACACAAGCUAUAAAUGAAAUACAGACUGAUGUAUCAAGUAUGCUGUCCAUUCCUAGAAACAGAAUAAAUGUCAGAGUCAGGAGAGUUGGAGGAGCUUUUGGAGGGAAAAGUAGUGAUGCCUUGAUGCCAUCAGGUGUAGCAGCUGUUGCCGCAUGGAAAACAAAGCGACCGGUUAGAAUUGUGUUUGACAGAGCUGUUGAUAUGAGAACAACAGGAAAAAGACACCCAGUAAAGACAAGUUUUAAGGCUGCAGUUACAAAAGAAGGAAAGUUACUUGGAUUAGAGCUGACAGUUUAUUUAAAUGCUGGUUGGAAUCUUGGCCUGAGUUAUUUUGUGUUGAGUUGUGCCUUACCAUACAAUUCUCCCUACAAAAUACCUACGGCCAAGAUAAAAGGUAUUUUGUGUCGGACAAACACCCCAUCAGGUACUGCUUUUAGAGGUUUUGGACACCCACAGAAGUUAUUUUACAUGGAGAAUAUAAUGAGAGCCAUCAGUUUCAAGCUUGGACUUUCAGUAGAUAAGGUGAAGGAGUUAAAUUUUGUAAAUGAAGGUGAUACUAUUUUAGCCAAUAUGAAGUUAGAAGGGAUAUUUUUACAUCAAUGCUGGAAUCGGUGCAAACAACAAGCAGACUAUGACACCAGAGUGAAAGAAAUAGAAAAAUUCAACAGGGAGAACAGAUGGAAAAAGCGUGGUAUUGCUAUGACACCCAAUGUUUUCAAUUUAGGUUAUCCUGCUCAUCUAAUGUUACAGGGAUAUGCUUUGUUGCAUGCCUAUCUUGAUGGAACAGUUUUACUUACCCACGGAGGAAUAGAAAUGGGACAAGGUGUCAAUACCAAAGUCCAACAGAUUGCUGCUACAGUCCUGGAGAUACCUAUCACAGAUAUACUGAUUGGGGAAACAUCCUCCUCAACCGUGCCAAAUACUUCAGAUUCUGGUGGCAGUUUUGUGGCAGAUAUAAAUGGUGGGGCUACAAAGGUAGCAUGUGAAACACUGAUGGAAAGACUGAAACCAUUUAGAGAAGCCAUUCCUGAUGGUACUUUUAAAGACUGGGUUGGAGCAGCAUUUGCAAGUCGAGUCAGUUUAUCAGUUAUGGGCCAUUACAAGGUACCAGGAAUGAAGACAAGCUUUGACGCUAGAAAAAGAACCGGGGACUACACAUGGUACUUUACACAUAAUGCUGCUUGUUCUGAAGUGGAGAUAGAUUGUCUAACAGGAGAACAUCAGCUAAUUAAGACAGACAUUGUUAUGGAUCUUGGUAAAAGUUUGAACCCAGCUGUAGAUAUUGGACAGAUAGAGGGUGGAUUUAUUCAGGGAUAUGGAUUGAUGACAAGUGAAGCUAUUUACCUGAAGCCAAAUGGUCAGGUCAAGAAUUCAGGACCUCUGGACUACAAAAUCCCAGGAGUGAGGAACAUACCCAGAAAACUUAAUGUUACAUUGUUGAAAGACAAUAGAUUUAAAAAGUCACUUUAUUCUGCAAAGGGAUGUGGUGAACCGCCAUUACUGUUAGGUGUGUCUGUUCAUGAAGCAUUACAGGAAGCAGUAAUGGCUGCCAGAAAGGAUUCUGGGAAAGAUGGAUACUACCAACUACCAUGCCCAGCUACUGUUGAUAAGAUAAGGAUGGCAUGUGGUGAUGCAAUAAGUCAACAGUGUGACAAGCAGUUGAAACCUUCUGAGGAGUUUAUCCUGUAUUAAUUUUGGAGGACUUAUUAAAAAGCUGCAACAGUAUUUUUUUGUGUAUUUCUAUAGUUCUAUAAUUCAUUUCAGGUAAUUAGACUUGAUAGACUGAUAAGUAUGGCAAUUUUAUUUGAUAGAAUAUAUAAUUGAGUUUAAAGAUAGAUGCUACACAGUUUAAUUGAUAUAUUGAAGCCUUGGCUAAUGUAUAUUUUGUUUGUUUUGUUAUUCCUGUCAACAUGGUCAUUGCUUACAAUAUAAAACUGUGCUGUUUCUUUAGUGAUAUAGUAUUGUUUGUUUUUUGUAAAUGCACCCUGUUUCUUUGUGUUUUAUGAAACAAAGAGGGGGAAUCUAUUUUCCUUUUUGAUUUAUAUUUUCUUGUGUGAUAUAAAGUAACUUGUGAAUGUAUACUUACCAAAAUGGUUGUGAUACAUACAAUUAUUAUUAGCCUUAUCACCUAUUUUUAAAUCUUUUUUAUUUGAGUCAAUAUAUUGACAUAAACAGUUUUGUAAUUUAAUAAUACGGUCAGAAUUUCUUCGAUUUUCCUUUUUUUUACUGUUAUCCCAUGAAAAAAAGCUUACAAAAAAUUUGGAUUGCAACAUAAACUGGUCUUUAAGGAAGACAAUCAGAUUUAUUUUCUUUUAAAAAUUUAUUCCCGUAAUAGUAAAAUAUAUGGUGUUCAGGAGGUAAUUCUUGAUAUUCAUCUCAUAGAAAAAACAUUGAUUUCAAAGAACAAUACUGUCUCAUGGGAACACACACUAGGAAACGUUAAAGAAAAUUCCCCAUGUUUUCACUACAAAUUUAUAUAUUUAAGCUAUAUUUUAGCUAGUAACCUUGUGUGUCAAAAAUUUUAGAAUUUUUUUUACUAAUGACUAGUAAAUGCAUGCCAACUUGAAAGAUGAAUAUUAACAAUAAAGCUUCACUUAGGGACAUUUAUUAAUACAUUAUCAUUGACUUUAAACAUUAUUCUUUCCAUUUUAUAAUUAAUCCCUGUUGCAAUAGUAUAUCCGUACUCAAAGACAUUGAAGAUAAACCAAUUACUGGUAAGAAAGCAUGACAAACUAGAAUUUGCCCUCACUGGUAACAAAAAAUUCUAAAAUAUCUUUAUUCCCCUUUUGGUGCAAAAACAAUAACUUCAAAUGGUAGUUUAGUUUACCAGUUUUUUUUUCAAAGUAAUUAUAUUUUUGUUAGUGAUUGUUUCAAUGUCAUUUAAUCUGGAUGCUUUAACUGUAUUCUCUGUACUAUAUCUUUUUGUCUAAGAUCUUUUAAAUGAAAGCGUUUAGUGGGCAUUUUCUGUUGUAUUUUGUUUAUUGUUAUUUUAAAUGUUGUUUUUGUGAUACUAUUAUAUUUAGUCAAUAAUAUUAUAUUAGGUCAAUUUUGAAUGAUUACUUUAAAAUGUUCUUGAACAAAUCUUAACUAAAGUGAUAACAGUUUAACACUAGGUUAUAAUGGGUGUAAAAUUGGAAUUUAUGAUUUGAAAAUUUAGUGACAGGCAUGAAACAAAUAUUUAUUCAUUAAUAUUCAUUAACUUUUGAAUAAGUAGCAUUUAGGCCAUUUAGGUAGACAGGAGAUAGGGAUCUUGACCCCUGACUAGCCAAUGAAACUUUUACAAAAUAUUUUUCAGAAAAUGCUUUGUGCAUCAUUUCAUCUGUUUUAUUUUGGAUUCAAAUUCAUUUUUAAGAAUCACAUAAAAAAAGACUAAAUUGUGCCAUAUUUACACUUUUUUUGCCCUCAUUUUCUCAUCAUUUCCAGCUUAAUAAUUAGUCACCCCCAGCCAGACCAACUUGGUUAAGGGAAACCUAUUUUGUUAUGAAGGGUACUCCUUGCAUAGCUUGUUUAUACUGCAAAUAGCAUUGUAAGGCAAAAACUGCCAUCUCCUGAGACAUACUGGGCUAAGUUUAUUUGGGGAAUCAUUUUCCGAUAUGAAUCGAUCAUAAUGGUUAGUUGUAUUUGUUUGAGAGACUAAAGAUUUAUUCAUAUCUGUUUACAUACAUUUUAUUGUAGUUAUUGCUUGUACUUAUUUUGAUUGUUACAGUUUUUUGCUGAUGAUUAUUGUAAUUGUUAUAAUUUUUAAUUUGUUUUUCAUUACUAUUACCCAAAUUAUUUGUUUUGUCAAAACAAUUAUAUAGACUAGUCAAUUUUAUUACAAAUUUUACACAAUUAUAUAUUUAUUAACUCAAUUGCAUUAUUUUGAUAAUAACCAAUUGAAGGAAAUUAUUACUUUCGGCCUUAUUUAUAUUCAAGAAGGAGGAGAACUAUAUUAAUACUGUAAAUUCAGAAAUUAUUGACUGUAUUCUUUUUUUUUGCAAUGUUAUGAGUUUACUAAAGAUAUCUUUAAGGAAAUGUCUUAUAAGAUUUAUUUUCAAGAUAACAAUUACACAAGCUGUACAUAUUUUUCCAGCAAUGGGAAUUAAAUGGAGUCAGCUCUGUGCUAGUAUUCUAUUAGCUUUAGGUUAUGUAUAUCAUAUCAGAGAUCUUCCUCAAAAGCUUGAUAUUGGGUCAGGCAGACUGAGUAGGAGGACUAAAUGUCAAAAGUCUCAUCUUCUUUCUGUCUUCAAAAUUUAUUUAAGAAAAUGUCCUCUUUUCUAAUUUUUUGAGAUUGAACAAUAUAUAUUGAGAUAUGAAACAGCACAAUUUUCCAUUUUUCACAAAAGAAAUCAGACAAGAACUAGAAAGCUUUUGAUAUUUCCAGGUAUUUUGCAACUUUUUUGAAUUAUUCAAAUAGUUUUUUUGUUCAUGAAAUUUAGCACCAUCCUUAUGAAAAUAUUAAACUUGCUGGACAGUUAUCAGUAAUUGGUAAUGUAAACAAAUCUGAUAUUGUUAGGAUAAGUCUUAUAUUAUCGAUAUUUUACUUUGGACAGCCUUAUAUGCAAGGUGUGAUUAUAAAAUUUUUGUAUAUGAAAUUUCAUUCUAAAAGAAUCACAAUAAUAAAUGCAAGGCUCAAUUUCUGAAUUUACAGUUAAUAUCUAUAAAACUACCUCUUUCACAAAUAUUCCCAUUUUCUAUAUGUAAGCAGAUGUUAUUAUGAGUAAAAUAAAAUUUGGUACCAUA